Messenger RNA from Python bivittatus (Burmese python), 2776 nucleotides. NCBI's taxonomy places the organism in Eukaryota, Metazoa, Chordata, Lepidosauria, Squamata, Pythonidae. The record is from RefSeq and is a predicted model, not a curated record.
GCGUCCCCGAAGGGGCCCUCCCUAGCUCUCCGGAGGCAGGCGGGGGGCAGCGCGCCGCGAUCCCGGCUUCGGUUCCCUGGUCUGGGCUCCGAGGAAGGGCUGGCCGAGGCCGAGGUGGCGGUCCCGAGCUCUCCUCCUCCUCCUCCAAGCCCUCUGGGCCUUCACGCUCCAGUCCUGCAGCUUGGGACUUCCUGCCAGCCUCCCCUUCCCACCUCAGGCUGGCCUUCUGGCAGGCCAAGAGUCAAAGGAGAAACAGCGAGGUAUGUUUUUAUAAAGCCACAGCAGUGCAGAGGCUAGAGGGUUCAGCCUCCCCCCAUAAACCCGUUUCACAAGCACAGUCUGGCCUACAGAUAAAGGCUAAAAUUGUGCUCUGUUCCUCUUAAGUGGCACAGAGAAAUAAAGCGCAACACAGAACCCAAAACAUCUGGCAGAGAUUCCUGGGUGUGGUUGCCUUAGUUGUCCCAAGCUUCAGAAACAGCAGGUUUUUGAGGCAAAACGUCUGCUGCGGUUUCUCAAGCUUCUUGGCGUUUCCAGCCAUGGAGUCAGAGGCUGCUGUGGAGGUGAGGCACCCCUCCCUCCCUGCCUUUCUACCAGCCUCGGCCGUUGACCGACGCACGGGCAGGCACGCUUCCCACGCGUCUGAGUCUGCAGCCUCACAGGGAGGCUACAGUGGGCUGUCUGAAAGAGCGCAAAGCGCCUUGCCUCGCGUGAAGCUCUGCGUGGAGGGAGGCUGGCUGGCUGGCUGCGAACGGGGGUGCGAACUUGUGCGGGAUCCUAAGAACCCAAGGCCGCUCUUGCCGGCCCCUUCCCUGAGUGGCCGGAGGGGCUGCUUCCUCCGCUGCAAGGGAAGGCAGCGGGAUGCACAUUUUGGCAAAGCACCAAGAUCCGGAGAGGUAAAUCUGGGGGUGAUGGCCCCGGGAUAUCCUUGGGCUCUUGGCGGCAUAAUUAUACGAAACGCCACCUCGGGUCAAAAACUGGGUUCUUGGAACUCCACUCGUCUUGUGGCCGCCUCCUGUUGAUCUGUGCCCUAGCCCUGAAACCAGUUACCAAACCCAGCUGCUGUACUGACGUCCCGGGCCGCGCCCAUCAGGGUCACGUGGCACUUGAUGGCCAGGUUCUGCCAGCAAGCCAAUGCGCUGGCUGGGUCCCCCGAACGUGCAGAGCCUCGGACUAGCCAGACACGCUUUAGCUCACUUGGUGUGUUGUGCGAACCCAGCCGCCGAGUCAGGGCAGGGGCGAGGUUUGUGCUGGGAGCGCUGGUUCACGGUGCUGCUGAUUGCACAAUCCGCUCUUCUCUUCCAGAGAUGUGGGCAGAUGUGGAGACCUCCGAGGGCCUUGGCCUUCCUACCGCAGGGCCCACAGCGGAGCCCCCGGCAGGAGCAGGCCUGCAGUUGGACUUCCCCCCGCUGGUCCUGACUAUGGAGGAGAAGCAGCUUCUGGAGAAGGAGGGCAUCUCGAUUCCCUCCAACCUGCCCCUGACCAAGGCGGAGGAGCGGGUCCUGAAGCGCGUCCGAAGGAAGAUCCGCAACAAGCAGUCGGCCCAGGACAGUCGCCGCAGGAAGAAGGUCUACGUGGACAACCUGGAGAGCAGGGUGCUUGCCUGCACGGUGCAGAACGACGAGCUUCAGAAGAAGGUGCAGCUGCUUCAGAAGCAGAACACGUCCCUGCUUGAGCAGCUGAGAAAGUUGCAAGCCCUUGUCCAGCACUCGUCCACCAAGACCGCUACAGCCAGUACCUGCAUCAUGGUCCUCUUCUUCUCCUUCUGCCUGGUCCUCUUGCCCAGCAUUUAUCCCUUGGGAGGCCGGGAGCGACCGCUGGAGCAGCGAGGAGUGUUGUCCCGGAAGCUGCGUGAGUACCCGAGUGGGGCUUCCCGGGCAUUGGCUGAUGCCCCCCAGCUGGCAGAACCAAUGGCGUCCCUCCCUCCUGGGUCCCUGGGGCCGCUGUCACCGGAGAAAGCGGUGUCCCACGGAGGCUUCCGGUCUGCAGGGAGCCUCAACGGGUCUCUGGAGGGCCCACAGAGUCCCCUGGCAGCCCGAUCCCCCUCUGCCAGCAGUGGCAAUUCCUCCUUGGACUUGCCUUCUCCUGCACUGCCCGCUGAGUACCAGCCUCCAGGGAAGGAGAGGGCGCUCCCACCUGCCUCUGUUGACCAGCAGCCUGGCUGGGUCAACGGUGCCACCAGCAUCAUUCUUCAGUCCCAUCGCUCUGAUGAAAUGUGAGGCUUUGUUCCACUUUGCCAGCAGCGUGUAGGCACCAAGAUCUAGGAUGGAAAGGACUGCAGAGGGGCGGGGGGCAGGCAGGUCUCCAGCAGCGGGCUGCAGCAGUCCUUCAGAGGGUGGGAGCAGGAAAGACUGGUGGCUGUUCAGCAAUGCAGUGGCCUUGCCCUGGAGGGGCUCCUCUGGCUGUGAGGGGCACAUAGGGCGAACAGUCGCUCUCGGAGAACGCUCGGCUUUGCACCUGGGCACCAGACAUCACCAGGCUCAGAGGCAGGUCUGCUGCGACCCCCAGCAGGUGGGCACUGUGGAGAAGAUGCUCUCUCUCACCGGCCAGACUCUUUGCCCCAUCUUGGUCACCUGUUCUUCCUCUGGGGGGGUUCCCCACCCCAGCUAGUGGUGAGGAAAGGACCAGGUGGGGGGAUUGGCUGACGGGCCUGGCCUGAAGCGGAAGAAUGCUUAAGCGUCUGCAGAACUGCUCUAGUGCGGCCUCGUGUUCUGUUCUCGUGCAGCGGAGAAGCGUAACAAAUAAAUAGCUCAGGAGGAGGCUUCUCCUCUUCACUCUC